Messenger RNA from Fulvia fulva, 915 nucleotides. RefSeq names its product Monothiol glutaredoxin-3. The transcript is spliced from 2 exons. The record is from RefSeq and is a predicted model, not a curated record. Gene Ontology annotation, molecular function: 2 iron, 2 sulfur cluster binding. Lineage: Eukaryota; Fungi; Ascomycota; Dothideomycetes; Mycosphaerellales; Mycosphaerellaceae. The coding region runs from base 1 to 915 and encodes 304 amino acids.
AUGUCAGGCAAGUCGACAGCACUUCCGGCGCAUUCUUCGUCAAGUCACGCGCGAGCGACAACUAACUCACACGCAGGGCCAACGUGCACCCUGCAGCCCGUGGCCAGCGAGGCAGACUUCGAUGCCACCGUCGCCGCCCUGCCCCCGAGCACUCUGGCCAUCGUCUACUUCAACGCCGACUGGGCCGAGCCAUGCCAGAAGAUCACCCUCGUCCUCUCCACCCUCGCCGCCACAUACGAACAGACCAGCCCACCACGCAUAGCCUUCUUCUCCAUCGACGCCGAGGAACUCUCAGACAUCAGCGAAAAGUACAACGUCACGCAAGUCCCAUUCAUCGCGCUACAGAAAGGUGGCAAGAUCCUCGAGACGAUCAUUGGCUUGGAUGUUAACCACAUACGAAGCACAAUCGACAGGUACGCAGGAGGUGGCGCUGGGGGAGAGAGCUUACCGCCAGCUCAGAAGGUGAACAAGUCGGAGCAGCCACAGACCAACGGAGGUGGGGUGGCCAAGUAUGCUCCAGGUGCUUCGGAUCCCUCGACAGCUCCGCAAUAUAGCGCCGAGCAGAUGGACGCCCCCAAGUCGAAGGAGGAGCUGGACCAGCGUUUGUCGGAGCUUGUCAAGGCAGCACCAGUCAUGCUGUUCAUGAAGGGGACCCCAUCAGCACCGCAGUGUGGCUUUAGCCGGCAGACAGUCAGCAUUCUUAGGGAGAAGGGCGUCAGAUAUGGCUUCUUUAACAUCCUGGCCGAUGACGAGGUCCGACAAGGCCUGAAGGAGUUCAGCGAGUGGCCGACGUUCCCGCAGGUAUACGUCGACGGUGAGCUUGUCGGUGGCCUUGAUAUUCUCAAGGAAGAGUUUGAGAACGACCCAGAGUUUCUCAAGGAUUACUCGGUCCAGAAACAGGCUCAGGCCGCAUAG